Molecule: messenger RNA, 912 nt
Organism: Morchella importuna
Lineage: Eukaryota; Fungi; Ascomycota; Pezizomycetes; Pezizales; Morchellaceae
Exons: 5
Coding region: 1-912 (303 amino acids)
Biological process (GO): positive regulation of mRNA splicing, via spliceosome
Cellular component (GO): spliceosomal complex
Molecular function (GO): RNA binding
Source: RefSeq, a predicted model, not a curated record
AUGGAUUACGAAAACGAAAGCCGUGGGUACGAUGAAGAUAGAGAGCAGUACCAGCGCGACGAGCGCUCUGUUUCUCCUAGGGGCAGACGCGGAGAUUCGGCUCCCAGGCGUGAUCGCGUCAGAAGCGCGUCCCCUGGGGUAGGGGCGAACGCUCCGUUCCACCAGAGUCAAGACCUGAUGACCGCCGUGCUCUUGACACAGCGUCAAACACGUCUGAACGCGGUGGUCACCGUGGCGGAAAUGGUGGCUCACCAGUUGAUGGUGCCACCAACACUGUAUGGCGAGGUUGAGAAGUGCCAGAUCAUGUUGGAUCCUCACACCAAGGAGUCCCGUGGAUUUGGAUUCGUCAAGAUGGCCACUCUUGAGCAGGCCGAUGGUGCUAAGGAGGGCUUGCAAGGCGAGGUCUUCGAGGGUAGAACCUUGAGCAUCGAGAAGGCCAGGAGAAGCCGUCCCAGAACGCCAACUCCAGGAAAAUACUUUGGACCACCCAAGAGAGAUGAUUUCCGCCGUGGACCCCCACCUCCACGUUAUGAUGACCGUGGCGGCGGGCGUUACCCUCCUCGUGGCGGACGCUACGAUGAGUAUGACCGUGGCUACUCUUCACGCUACGAUGAUCGUGAUGGUCGUGGUGGCGACCGCUACUACCGCUCUCGUGAGCCCCGUGAUGACUACCCCCCUCCCCGUGGUGUGGAUCGUUAUGCAUCAAGCCGUGGUGAUGAUCGCUACACUCGUGAGGACCGUCGCGCUCCAAGGGAGCCUGGAUACACCAGCUAUGCUGAGCGUGAGCCUGGUUACUCCAGAACUGCCGCUGCUGAGCCUGCCGUCCCGCCUGCUGGCAGUGAGAGUGGUGGCAGAGGAGGUUAUGGUGGGUAUCGUGAUGAUCCCCGCGAUGACCGCAGCUACAGGAGGUAA